This is a messenger RNA of Aspergillus terreus NIH2624, 2769 nucleotides long. RefSeq lists its product as uncharacterized. Lineage: Eukaryota; Fungi; Ascomycota; Eurotiomycetes; Eurotiales; Aspergillaceae. The transcript has 2 exons. The coding region runs from base 1 to 2769 and encodes 922 amino acids. The record is from RefSeq and is a predicted model, not a curated record.
AUGGAAGAUGUCCGUCCGACCGCCAAAUGGGCAAAUCGCAUGUUGCGCCCUUUGACCUCCGUCUACCAUCGGCUUGAGAAACACCACGAGAUCCUCGCCAGUAUUGCGCAUUCGAAACUGAGAGAGCAAGCUGAACCGCGGCGGGCAGGACAGAACGCACAAUCCACCACAGCUACAACCGGCGAUGCGGACAAAGGGUAUUCCUACUCCGACGAAGAGCCCGGCGACCCGGCCUGGGUACCCGGGAAACCAGACAAACGGCGCAUACGACAUAGCUAUGCAAGUCGGGGUCAAAAGGGACGAGUCAGAAGACGAAGCCGACUAUCAAUUCACAGCCCGGAACGCCAGAAAACGCUGCCGGGUGCCAUCGAGAUUGCAACCCCUUUGAUUACGGGAAAGGCGCAGGGGAACCUGGAGUGCUCGUCGCUCAGAAAAAAAUUGUUCCGCAGUCCCUUGGCUCCUACAAAUACCGGUGCGUCAGGCGAACAACGGCGGGCGAACCGCACGAACAACGCCAGUUUCCCCGCCUACCAGGGGUCGUGGAAGGAGGUAUUGGAUCUUUCCGGGGAUACUGGGCUCGUGGAUAUUGCGCAUCUUCUGGAUCGGAUUCUGCUCAAGUUUCUGAGUAAGACUCGGGUGGGUGCUAUGGGUGAACGAUCGGACCGCGGGGCGCGCUCGUUGAUGUCGAUGGUUGCGCGACGCUUGCCGGAGUUUAUUGCGGAGGAGCAGAGACUCCAGGAUGAGUUGAAAAAUGAUGACUGUGGUGUGGAUAUGUGCGACGCUUAUUUUACGGAACUUGAGGCCCAUUAUGCCCCCGCGAGUCAUGGAUGGGAACCUUUGCGCGAAGCGGUGCGCGCACAAGGCAUUCAUCUUGUGUCGGAAAUGAUGCUUCAAGGAUGGCUUACGCAGUUCGCGGCCUGUCGGCUUAUGGAGGAGUGCAUGAGUCACAGCGAGUUCGAUGCCUUUGAGAGCUUGAUGUCGCGGUAUCUUACUACCGUAGACCUCUAUGACCAUCCAAUGGCGUUUGAACCACCAAAGCCACCGGUCCACCACGACGAUGCCAUUUACAUACUGGGAAAAUAUUACACGCGUGCUGCAGGGAGACGUUCGUUUGUAUUUGAGGAGAUGGCAAAGCUCCUCAUGCGCGGCUCCGUCCCCCCAGAGUGGAUGGUCACCUCUUUGUGGAAAAAGUGCGUGGAUGGGGCAAUUAAAUCGGUGUCUAUCGAGGACCGGAAUGCAGCAGCUGCCACCAGGCUUGUGGAGGCCGUUGUGCUCUCCGCUGGCGGCGUGUACCCCGGCAAGCCAAUGUCCAUGCCUCGGAUGGAGGAUUUGAGUGCCCUACGCGGCGAGCGUGCGCGAGGCACCCGUGCUUCCAGCAAUGCAACGAUUCUCGCAAAGGGCCCAUCGCCAUGCCCAGUCCCCAUCCAGGAUGCCCUGAGUAAUCUUACGUCAAGUCUUAUUGCUGCGCUUUGUGGGAUGUCCAUCGCGCGGUCGCAGGCUCCCACGGAGGAGGUGAGAGCGACCGGCGCAAAAGUGCGAAACACCGUCGGGUACCUGACCCUCGUGGUCCAGCGGGCUGUUGGGACACACUAUCCGCAUGAAGGCACAUUGCCCAUGUUUCAGUCGCUGCGUCGUGGCUACGUGCUGCUGGGCAAUUUGAUGCUACGGUGCGGUGCAGCAUCGUCUGUCGAUGUCAUUGAUCAAUUGGAUGCCAUAUCCCGACGAAACAUCCAGGCGUUUUUCCUGUCGCUGGCUAGUCAGCAUGAGAUGCUUAAGGGACUGGCCGAGCUUGUUCGACAGGUGUUUCGCUGCUGCGGCCACGCGGACCAGAGCGAUGAGUCGCGGACAUCGCGCGAGAUCCGUCAAAAGGUGUGUGAGCUUGCGCAACUGACUGAUAUGCAUGGGGUGGCAUUCUUCCUGGGGAAUGUAGCGGCUGAAACAGCCAUGGCGUUCGCGGAGACUACUCUGGACACGGACGACCAUGCAUGGGCCAUGGAAGUUCAAGAGAUGGUCGUUUCAGCUCGGAGCAGCCAGGCGGGCACACGAUCCCCUUCAUCCCACGAGAUCCCUUCCAACGAUACGGCCGGUCUCUACCGGUGGGAGGAAAGCAUUGGCGAGUGGGUGGCCCGGACGCCGAUGCCGAAGCCCAAAGCUGGCCAGUUAGCGGUGGCUUCCAAACAAGCUCUCGCUCGACCACGACUUCCAUCAACCAUCGCAUGUUCCACCAGCAGUACCUCGGCGAGCUCGAGCCAGGAGGAUGCUGUCUCCAGCGUCACGUCAUCGCCACCGUCCGUCCCCAUGAAACGGACGUGGACGAACGAGAACAUGGUCACCAGACAACGAAAACGACUUCGGUCUGACCCCAUGGAGACGUAUGCGCGAGGAGCCCGCGCGACCCGCUCGAGAUGCCACCGGUCGCCGUUUGAGGCUGGCUCGUCUGAAGCGGAGUAUGCACCGAUAGCCGCCCGGACCAGGGGGGCACAUGGUACAUCCAGAGCGGUGCCGUCCAAUGUGGCGGCGUCGGGAGAGAUGAUAGCGCAGGACUCCGAUAAGUCUGACUCGGAGGAGAUUACUCCCAAGGUUGAGGUGGUUAUCAUCAACCGCAGGAGUGCGUCUCCCUCUGACACGGAAAGCCUCGAGGAUUUCGUCGAGCCUAUCAUUAUAGUACUUAAAGAUAGAAGCUGGAGCUAUUCGGAGAAUAAGCUGGACGGGACCCUGUCAAAAGAUCCCUGUCAGUGUCAGGGUGAAACGGACUAUUGGGAGAGGUGA